This is a messenger RNA of Knipowitschia caucasica, 960 nucleotides long. Lineage: Eukaryota; Metazoa; Chordata; Actinopteri; Gobiiformes; Gobiidae. The record is from the annotation of a GenBank genome assembly.
AUGAACUCAUCUGUGGUGCUGGCGGGCUUCCAGCAGCUCACCCCAGUGCGCUGGCUCCUGGUUCCGCUCUUCUUCUGUGUCUGGAUCUUCAUCCUUUUGAGCGACUCCCUAAUCGUCUUUGUCAUCAUCACUCGCCGAAUUUUGCACAAACCCAUGUUCAUCUUCAUUGCCGCAGUCCUGGCAAACUCGUUCACAGCCAGCUGCACCAUCUUCCCCAAGCUGCUGUGGGACCUGGGCUCUGGUCCAGUCUCUGGUCCAGUCUCUGGUCCAGUCUCUGGUCCAGGCAUGGUGCGCGUGCCCCUGUCCUCCUGCCUGGCUCAGGCCUUCUGGCUGCACUUUAUCGGCAGUUCCAGCUUCAUGCUGUUGGGGGCGAUGUCUCUGGAUCGGCUGCUGUCCAUUACGCGGCCGCUCCACUACGCUGUACUCAUGUCAGCGCGCAGAGUGGUGUGUCUGCUGCUUUUCUGCUGGCUGUUUCCGCUGCUCCUGAUUGGCUUCAUGAUGGCGCUGUUAAUACAACUGCCGCUCUGCCGUGAUGUGGUGCAGCGCCUGUACUGUGACCCGUACACUGUGACGAGCCUGAGCUGCGCUGGGGGUGCGGCGCAGAUAGCCGUGCUGUACGGCUCGGUGGCAAUGGUGCUGGGGCUAUUUGUGCCUGCGGGAUUCGUGAUGUUCUCGUACGCGCACAUCCUGUGGGUCUGUGUGUUCCGCUCUUUUAGCCGGCGAGCACUGCACACGUGUGUGCCGCAUAUUGCUGUGUUUCUUAACUAUGUGCUGAGCUGCGCCUUCGACCUCCUUCACCGCCGCAUAAGCAGCACACAGGGCCACAGCGUGCAGCUUGUUGCCACGGUCGCCUCUCUGAUUAUGGUCGUCAUCCCCACGGUCUUCAACCCGCUUGUGUACGGACUCAAGGUCAGUGAGAUCCACCGGCAGCUCCGCGCGCUUCUGCGGCAGAUGCGGUGA